UGCAACUUAGCUAGAGAUUCGACAGUGCAAUACAAGCCAAAGAAAAUUUCUAUGCAUUUUCGGCUGUUCGACCUCCAUGACCCUGGAGCAGGCAAGAAAGGCAUAGCGCAGGAAUCCUCAGGACAGCAGGCACUCAUCGCACUCGCAAGGACGAUCAAAGGAUAGUUAUCAAGCAGGAGUGUGAAUGAGUUGUGCUCACGCCUCGCUCCGACUUGAAAUUUUGAAAAGCUGAGAUGAGUCGAGUAUGGCCGCUGCUGCUCAGGAGCACCGUGAUACUGGCGCUGUGGGUCGCCCUGGCCAUCCUGAGCGUCCGCACGGCGCAGAGUCUGGUCAUGAAAUCACACCUGCCGAUCGUGUUCCUCGCCGUCUGUGGUAUAUUCUAUAUCAUCCUGAACAUCGUUUGUUUCACUCAGUUGAUCCUCUGCAAGAGUGGCAUCAUCAACAGACUGUUUCUCAUCCUGCUUCUCCUCACAAUGACGGUUCUCAUGUACCCGUUGUGCCUUCAAGUAUGGCGUGCCUUUAUGGCUGCCAUCGAGAAAGACCCAAGAAUCAGGAAGCAAAAGAUUCUGAAAGCCAGGUACGCAAAUUGGGUUGCCUCGAAGCCGUCCGCGAAGCAGCUUCCAGACGUGGAUUCGCCACACACGUUUGGAAGUUGCGUGCCAUCCCGGCUAGCUCCUGCUUCGCCAUCAGGUGCAUCCAGCCAACAGGAUGCUUCUGUCCCUGACAAUGACUCUCCGGCCCUCGGUAACCAGCACCAGGUUCCAUAA
Penaeus vannamei (Pacific white shrimp) is the source of this 767-nucleotide messenger RNA. The record is from RefSeq and is a predicted model, not a curated record. Lineage: Eukaryota; Metazoa; Arthropoda; Malacostraca; Decapoda; Penaeidae.